AUGAAUAUGCAAAGGACUACCGGAAUGAAAUUCAUGGUGAAGGGAAAGAUAGUGCCAAAAAAUGUGCAUGCAUAUGUGCAUAAAAGUAAUAUUUUUUCUAGUAAACCGAAAGAGAAAGCAUAUAAAUAUGAUAAAAAAGAUUUACGAGACAAUAAUCUUUUUUUAAAUAAUAAUAUUAAUACGGAGAGAAAUGCUUCCACUAUUUAUAUGACAAACAAUCCAUCAAUGAAUGGUUUGAGUAAAUAUGGUGGGAAUUAUUCGGUACGUCAAUUUUCAAAAUAUUCUGAUAAGAAUCUUUUCAAUGAACAGAAACGGAAAUGUGAGACUUUAUUAUCUAAUUUUCAAAAUUUUGAAAUAAAAAAUUAUUUAUUAAAAUUAAAUAAAGGAAGAUUACAGAAUAAUAAUAUUCAAAAGAAAAUAAAAAGUGUAAUUAUAAAAUUUGAAGAAAAUUAUAAAAAUAUAUUAUAUAAUAAAUAUUCAUUUUUUAAAAAUAUGUGUAAAGAAAAAAGCGGUUUUUAUAAAUAUAGAAUAAGUCAAAUAAAUCAUAACAAUUAUAAGACCAAUUUAAUUUUUCCUAUAAAUUUUAUAAACUUAUUUAUAAGUAAUAAUAAUAAAGCUUUAAAGGAAUUGAUAAAUAUUACAAAACUUAAAGGCAAAUUAUUUUUAAAUAAUAUACCAGUAUAUUAUAAAUAUGGAAUAAAAAAUCUACCAUAUUUUAAAGCAUUAUUAAUGCAUCAUUAUAAUAAAUCACCAGUUACUUAUAGUUUAAUUUUUUUACAUUUUUUUGUUUAUUUUUUAUGGAUGAAUGCUAAACCUAGACAAAUGUCUUAUACUUAUUUUAGUCCGGCCCCAAUAAGACCCCAUUCUUUUUCAUUAUUAACAUCAGAAUUUAUGUAUAAACAUUUUUGUUGUAGUUUAAAAAGUUUGAGAGAAAAACAAUUAUAUACUUUAGUAACAAACAUAAUAAGCCACAAUACUAUACAAUCUUUUUUACUAAAUACAAUAUCUUUAUUUUAUAUUGGACGUUCUUUAGAAGCUUUAAUUAAUUCAAAAAACUUUUUUUUUACAUAUAUAGUUAGUGGAAUUAUUUCAUCUUAUAUACAAAUAUUAUAUCAAAAAAAUUCAAACUAUGGUUAUAACAAUGUUUAUGUUUUGGGUGCUAGUGGAAGUAUAAGUUCCAUAUUAGCUACAUAUACAUUUAUUCACCCCAACCAUAAAAUAUAUUUAUAUGGAGUCUUAGGCUUACCAUUGGCCGUUUUUUCGUCGUUUUACUUUUUAAACGAGCUAUACAGCAUUAUAUCAAAUAAGAAUGAUGACAUAGGACAUGCAUCACAUUUGGCAGGAAUGGUUCUUGGAAUUAUUUACUACUACUCUUAUAUUAAUAGAAAGUUUCGAAUAUGA
Messenger RNA from Plasmodium vinckei vinckei, 1401 nucleotides. RefSeq names its product rhomboid protease ROM9, putative. The transcript is spliced from 3 exons. Gene Ontology annotation, cellular component: membrane. Gene Ontology annotation, molecular function: serine-type endopeptidase activity. The record is from RefSeq and is a predicted model, not a curated record. Lineage: Eukaryota; Apicomplexa; Aconoidasida; Haemosporida; Plasmodiidae. The coding region runs from base 1 to 1401 and encodes 466 amino acids.